Messenger RNA from Glarea lozoyensis ATCC 20868, 1500 nucleotides. Its product is annotated as MFS general substrate transporter. Gene Ontology annotation, cellular component: membrane. The transcript is spliced from 3 exons. Gene Ontology annotation, biological process: nitrate transmembrane transport; nitrite transport. The record is from RefSeq and is a predicted model, not a curated record. The coding region runs from base 1 to 1500 and encodes 499 amino acids. Gene Ontology annotation, molecular function: nitrate transmembrane transporter activity; nitrite transmembrane transporter activity. NCBI's taxonomy places the organism in Eukaryota, Fungi, Ascomycota, Leotiomycetes, Helotiales, Helotiaceae.
AUGGGUUUCAAAGCAUCUCAUCUCUGGAAGAGUCCAGAGGUCAAUCCUUUUAAUCUGAAAGCGCGCUCAAUUCCCAUUCUCAAUCCCCUCAACAAAUAUGGCAGAACAUUUUUCUUCUCCUGGUCCGGAUUCUUGGUGGCAUUCCUUUCCUGGUACGCUUUUCCACCAUUGCUAAACCUCACGAUCAGAAAGGAUCUUAAGAUGACCCAAGCCGACUAUGCCAACUCCAACAUCAUGGGCCUGACCGGCACCUUGGUUGUACGCGCAGCAGCUGGGCCUCUCUGUGAUAGAUUCGGUCCUAGAUAUGUCUUCAUUGGAUGUUUACUUGCAGGUGCUAUUCCUACAGCUAUGGCUGGUCUCGUCACUACACCAAAAGGGUUGAUCGCUCUUCGAUUCUUCAUCGGUGUUCUUGGUGCUUCUUUCGUUCCUUGCCAGGUCUGGUGUACUGGAUUCUUUGACAAGAACGUUGUCGGAACUGCAAAUGCUCUCGCAGGUGGUUGGGGUAACUCUGGUGGUGGUAUCACUUACUUUGUUAUGCCCGCUAUCUUCGACUCACUUGUCAAGAAUCAAGGUUUAACCCCUCAUGUCGCAUGGAGAGUUGCCUUCAUCGUGCCAUUCAUCAUUAUCACGGCCAUCGCCAUGGGUCUCCUUUUCACAGCCGAGGACACCCCAACCGGAAAAUGGUCUCAACGACACGAAGCACUCCAAACCCUUGUCGCUCAAAAUGUUUCCACGAAUCCAUCCCGAAGCCCCUCCAUCAAGGGCUCUGACGAGAAAUUCGCAAUUGACGAGAAAAGCGAAAGCAGCCAGAAGCUCGAGGCCCAAGCUCCUUCCCUCAAGGCCGCCGACCUCGCAAAAGGCGAAGUAGUCGUAGCUCCUACAUUCAAAGAGGCCAUGAGUGUCGUGUUUUCUCUUCAGACAUGGGCUUUAGCAGCACCUUACGCAUGUUCCUUCGGCGGUGAACUCGCUAUCAACUCCAUCAUCGGAUCUUACUACCUCAAGAACUUCCCAAAGCUCGGUCAAACCGGUUCCGGAAGAUGGGCGGCAAUGUUUGGUCUCCUCAAUGUCUUCUUCAGACCUUUGGGCGGUGUUGUCGGAGAUAUCAUUUACAAGUACACCAAAUCAGUUUGGGCAAAGAAACUGUGGAUUACCUUCUGUGGUGUCGCCAUGGGAUGUUUCGAGCUAGCCAUUGGACUCGCAAACCCGCACCACGAAGCAACCAUGUUCGGACUUGUCGCUGGUCUCGCUGUAUUCAUGGAUGCAUCAAACGGUGCCAACUUCGCUGUCGUCCCUCACGUUCAUCCAUUUGCCAAUGGUAUUCUCUCCGGCAUAGUUGGAGCAACCGGUAAUCUCGGCGGUAUCAUCUUCGCAAUCAUCUUCAGAUAUAACGGUACUCACUACGCUCGUGUUAUCUGGAUCAUUGGUGCUAUUUCUAUUGGUGUCAAUUUGGCUGUUUCUUGGAUCAGACCAGUCCCUAAGCACCAAAUUGGUGGACAGUAA